This is a messenger RNA of Prunus armeniaca (apricot), 414 nucleotides long. The record is from the annotation of a GenBank genome assembly. NCBI's taxonomy places the organism in Eukaryota, Viridiplantae, Streptophyta, Magnoliopsida, Rosales, Rosaceae.
AUGGUUGUCCCUUUUAGAACUGUGGUGGUGCUAACAUUUCUUUUGAUGCUAAGAACUGCAUGUUAUGCAGCGGUCGUCAAUCCUGAAACGCAUGUCAACAUCAUCAACUAUUUGCGUUUAGGCGUCGACCUUACGGUUCAUUGUAAAUCUAAGGAUGACGAUCUUGGUGUUCACGUAAUACCCCCUGAUGGAUCAUGGGAAUUCCAGUUUCAACCAAAUUUUUGGAAUUCUACACAAUUUUUUUGCAAAUUUGUUUGGAAUGGCGGAUCUUAUUGGUUUGAUAUAUACAUACAACUGAGAGACAAACCGUACUGCGUGAAGAACUGUGACUGGCUCAUAAUACCGAAUGGUGCAUGCAGGAAAGUUGAAGGGGUGCCUCAUGCGGUAGACAAGUGCUUUCCUUGGAAUCCAUAA